Molecule: messenger RNA, 3639 nt
Organism: Arvicanthis niloticus (Nile rat)
Lineage: Eukaryota; Metazoa; Chordata; Mammalia; Rodentia; Muridae
Gene: Xpnpep3
Product: X-prolyl aminopeptidase 3
Biological process (GO): proteolysis
Cellular component (GO): mitochondrion
Molecular function (GO): manganese ion binding; metalloaminopeptidase activity
Source: RefSeq, a predicted model, not a curated record
GCCCGCGAGCGGCGACUGCCGGAAGGGGCAGGCGGUUGACUAGUUUCCUGGCGACGCGCCUGUGCUAGUGGCUUUUCCCCACGACUUGUACUUUCUCUUCCUGACCACUGGGGUGCUGGCCAUGCCGUCUCUGCUCUCAACCCCCAAGCUGGUUCCCGUUAUAGGAAGGCUCCGCGGCCUCUCAGGAUGCGUGUCAUGUUUACAACGAAGGUACUCCCUCCAGCCUGUGCCAGUAAAGAAGAUUCCAAACCGGUACUUAGGCCAGCCCAGCCCAGUUACACAUCCACACCUCCUCAAACCAGGGGAGGUGACACCAGGGCUAUCUCAGGUGGAAUAUGCACUUCGAAGACACAAACUUAUGACUCUGGUCCACAAAGAAGCACAAGGGCACAGUGGAACAGAGCACACAGUGGUGGUACUCUCUAACCCUACAUACUACAUGAGCAAUGACAUCCCUUACACAUUCCAUCAAGACAACAACUUCCUGUAUCUCUGUGGAUUCCAAGAGCCUGAUAGCAUUCUGGUCCUUCAGAGCUUCUCUGGGAAGCAGUUACCAUCCCAUAAGGCCAUGCUUUUUGUGCCUCGGAGAGAUCCUGGUCGAGAAUUGUGGGAUGGCCCUCGAUCUGGCACAGAUGGAGCAAUAGCCUUAACUGGAGUGGAUGAAGCCUACCCGCUGGAAGAAUUUCAACACCUGCUACCAAAACUGAGAGCUGAGACGAACAUGGUUUGGUAUGACUGGAUGAAGCCUUCUCAUGCACAACUUCACUCUGACUACAUGCAGCCUCUAACUGAAGCCAAAGCCAGGAGCAAGAACAAGGUUCGGAGUGUCCAGCAUCUGAUACAGCGCCUACGACUAGUUAAGUCUCCUGCAGAGAUUAAGAGAAUGCAAGUUGCUGGGAAGCUGACAUCAGAGGCUUUUCUAGAGACCAUGUUUGCCAGUAAAGCUCCAAUAGAUGAAGCCUUUCUUUACGCGAAGUUUGAAUUUGAGUGCCGUGCCCGAGGUGCCGACAUCUUAGCCUACCCACCUGUGGUUGCAGGAGGUAAUCGUUCCAACACUUUGCACUAUGUGAAGAAUAAUCAGCUCAUCAAGGAUGGUGAAAUGGUGCUUCUUGAUGGAGGUUGUGAAUCUUCCUGCUAUGUGAGUGACAUCACUCGGACAUGGCCCGUCAAUGGCAGAUUCACCGCACCUCAGGCGGAGCUCUAUGAAGCUGUUCUAGAAAUCCAAAAAGCUUGUUUGACACUGUGCUCCCCUGGGAUGAGCUUGGAGAAUAUGUACAGCACGAUGCUGACACUGAUGGGACAGAAGCUCAAGGACCUGGGCAUCACAAAGACCAGCAAGGAAAGCGUCUUCAAGGCUGCUCGAAAAUACUGCCCUCAUCAUGUUGGCCAUUACCUCGGGAUGGAUGUUCAUGACACUCCAGACAUGCCUCGUUCACUCCCUCUGCAGCCUGGUAUGGUGAUCACAGUUGAACCAGGCAUUUAUAUUCCAGAGGAUGACAAAGAUGCCCCAGAGAAGUUUCGAGGUCUCGGAGUUCGGAUUGAGGAUGAUGUAGUGGUGACUCAGGACUUACCUCUUAUCCUUUCUGCAGAUUGUCCCAAAGAGAUGAAUGACAUUGAACAGAUCUGCAGCAGGACCUCUUGACCAGCACUGUAGCACACAUGCACCCAGGUCCAAGGCUGGAUCCCUGCCUAUGCAAGUAGUGAGUGUCUCUGCGGGGAUAGAUACAGCUUCCAUGGGAACUGCAUAGCCAAAUGAGCAAGGACGUUUUCAUGUUAAAUAGAUGGAAAUGUGGACUCUAGAAUAAUCUGUUAUUAGGACUUUAGUGACAUUAAUUCUGAGAAGUUAAUGAUCCAGAAACUGUAACAUGUGAAUGUAAGGUUAUGUGUGCCCUGAAUCCCAGCUAACACAUUUCAACAGGAAACUCUCUGCAUCCAUUUCCGCACUUCUCCUGAGAUCCACCUAACAUCCUAAGAUGCUUGUGUGAGGCCCACAUGUUUAACUUCUCACCAAAAUUUUGGUCUAUGAUAAAAGCUACCAGUUAGUGUUUAAGGUGGCCAGUACUUACUUGCCAUGGCCUCUGCAUCCUGGUCCAAGUUCUCCACACCCACUGGGAUCUCUCAGGCCUCAGGGAACACAAGUGACUUGCUGUGUUUCCUUCCAGCCAGAAUAUAGCAACACACCCAGCCAACAAGAAUCUUAGAUCUUUCUUGCCAUUUGCUUGCACAGGACCUGGAAAGUGUCUAGGUUCUUCUAGGGAAGAAAAUGAAAGAGAAAGAAAUGUAUCUAUGUUUCUCCACAGAUCCAGACCUUGAGCUCUUGGGGGGUUUUUGUUUGUUUGUUUGUUUUGGUUUUUGUUUUUUGUUUUUUUUAAUUUAAAGGAGAUUUUUUUUUAAAUGUCCACCUUUGUCGCUACCUAUUCCGACCUGCAGAAAGGAGCAACACAACACGGGAUUCUUCCCAAUGCAGUUUACUCAGGAACCUUUUUACAAUAUCUCUCUGGAAGCCCCAGAUCCCAGUUCCACUUCCCCUUUUAUCCCCAUGCCUGGUCACUCAGAGCCUGCCAUGUGGGCACACACCAUUGGCACACGUCAAAUGGCCUGAUUUUGCGUGGCAGUGAGUCUGUGCAGUAGUUCUGCAGACGUGGCUCUGACCAGGGUGUGUGAGGAAGUCAGGCGCCAUUCAUAAAAUUUGGCAGGUGCCAUUCAUAAGCUUUGGCAGGUGCCUCAGGCGCCAUUUUAGCUGGCCGCCACACCCAUUCCCCACAAUUCCCCCUAAUUUAUUAGUUUUGGCAGAGAGAGUGCCUGUCCUAGGUUGCCUUUUUUUUUUUUUUUUUGAGACAGGGAGGUUGCCCCUUUCAAGCAACGCUCCUUACCCAUCAUGGGGAGUCAAACAGCUUUGGUUUGGUCCCUGUCUUAGGUUGGUAACGUGCCCAAGGAGUCUUACCCGUCAUUGAUUAUUUAGCAGGAGUCUUACCCGUCAUUGAUUAUUUAGCAUGCCAAGCCACACUUGAGGAGACUGUCCCAUCUCCACUGCUGCAAACGCUUGUUUUCUGUUGGGCUUUCAUCUGACACAUGCACCAAAAGGCAAGGCAACUGAUGAGGAUCAGGCACAUAGCAACCUCCCCAAUUCCUACCCACACCUUGAUGUGGGACAUUGCUUGGUCCAGAGGCCAAUGAAGCAUCCACUCUGGUCAAAUUGAUGUGGACGAUAGACUGCCUCAGUUCUCUCAUCAGUCCAUCAAAUUCCCCAGACCAGUUUCCUGUGAGAUAUCGAGAAAGACUCUGGGAGAGGUUACUGGCAUAGCUUGCAUUAUGAAACGGAAUAGAUGUAACACACAGUCCUGUGUAUUUCCAUUGGCAACUCAACUGGGCCAAUUCCAUCCUGAACAAGAUCAACUCUCUGAUUAUGCAAUAAAAGGCCCGCCUUAAAGUCAUUGUAGAAGGGGCCUCUACUGGCCAAGGAAUAUAGCAAGGCAAUCAGAGCAAAAGGAAAUAAAGAGGCAGCCGGGCAGUGAUGGCGCACGCCUUUAAUCCCAGCACUUGGGAGGCAGAGGCAGGCAGAUCUCUGAGUUCGAGGCCAGCCUGGUCUACAGAGUGAGUUCCAGGACAGCCAAGGCUACACAGAGAAACCCUAUCUCG